GCUUUCCACUGGUCCAGCCCUACAGGAGGAGUGAGAGGCGACAGAUAGGCGACUCACGGACAACAUUUGGACGUUAUUUAACUUUGUCGGGACCCCCCACAGACUGUUUGGACCUUUUUAUUUCCACCAUGACACCUUGAACUGUGCGCGAGCGAUCGAUAAAUGCGUUGUAACGGCUGGGGAGCGGAAGUGAGAGAAGGGGGAAGUUGUUAGGGGAUAUAGGAAAAAAUAAACCCCUAAAAAGUGAUUUUCCUGCGUCACGUUCAAGGCAAAUUUCGUCUUUGCAGAGGGAGGGUAGCCCUGGAGUGUUUGGGGGCAUGGACACCCACGUUAAGGAGGGACAACUUUAUGUGCAGCAUCAAAAGUUUGGAAAGAAAUGGAAGAAGAACUGGUUUGUCCUUUACCCCGCCAGCCAAAACGGUAUUGCCCGCCUCGAGUUCUACGACACAUCGUCGGGCGGAGGGGGUGGGGCCGGCGGAGGCUCAGGAAGCGGGUCCAAUGAGAAAACCAGGAAGCUUGACAAGAAGAUAAUCCGCCUGUCUGAGUGCAUUUCUAUCCUGCCGGCGCUUACGGAGAGCUGUCCCAAAGAAAACAUGGCAGCGUUCUGUGUGGAGACUAACGACAAGACGCACGUGUUUGCUGCAGAGAAGAAUGCCACCAAGGACUGGAUGGAUACCAUGUGUGACAUCGCAUUUCAGGGAGGAAGCGGCAGCAGCAACAGUACUCCAGACUCUAAUGGAGGAGCCCAGGACCUGCAGAUGUCUGAAAACCUCAUCUACUACUCCAGAGAGGAGGUUAACGAGUUUUGGGUGAGCAUUCAGCGUACUGAGGCGUCAGAGCGCUGCGGGCUGACGGGCAACUACUGGCUGAAGGCAGAAAGUGACAUCUUAAUCUUGAAGGAGCAAAAGACCAAGAAGAAAGUUCUGGUGUGGCCCUACAAGCUGCUGAGGAGAUACGGGCGAGACCGGGUGAUGUUUUCGUUUGAGGCAGGCCGACGCUGCGACUCGGGCCCUGGUAACUUCACCUUUGAGACCAAGCAAGGCAACGAGAUCUUCAUGCUGGUGGACCAGGCCAUACAGUCGCAGAAGGUAUUGGCUGAGGAGCGCCACCUCAGCUGCAACAUCAACUUUGACCCAGACUGCCCUGCGUCACUACAGCACAUACGCAACACCGUUCCUAGUGGCAUGACAGCUGGAAGUGGAGACAGCAGCAGCUGUAGCAGUCGGGAGGCAGACGGCGAUUCAGGCGGCAGCAAGCCGGGCUCUGCUGAUGGCGUGCUUGGGAAGAGAGAGGGUGGAGAUGGAGGAGGAGGAAGGGGGCAAGGAGCAUCAGGAGGACACAAAGGGAGGAGUUUACCAGAACCACCAGCCAUGAUGGGGGUUUUGGGAGGAGGAGGGACCCCUCCAAGGUCUCCCAGGGGGCAGGUGGCAGCAAAAGGUCUUUCCUCAGCUGAUGAACAUGCAGGUCUUUAUUCUGAACCAGCAGAUUCAGUCUGUCUGCCUCUGCACAGUGGUGACUACCUCUACUCCGAUCCGGUGGACAGCAUCAAGGGUCAAAGCCAAACCACCAGCCCAUCCACCCCUCCAGUGCCCACCCCACGCCUCCGACCAGUAGGAGACGAGUCUUUGGGAGGUGGCGUCCAAGGGGAUCAUCACCAUGGAAGCAGCAACCACAAGAAGCCACCGGACCUGUACUCACAUUUGUACGACCGGAUCAGCCUGGAGCUGAACCAGAAAACAAGUGCGCUGAGUCUAAAUGGGACUGCAGGGGGAGGAAGAGGUGGAGGAAGAGGGGGAGGAAGAGGGGUGAACAGUAACAGGCGACCCCCCGGAGGUCAAGCAGAAGGGGCUUCAUCACCUCCUGCUCUUCCUCUGGAUCACAUAUACGAUGAACCAGAGGGUUGCGCCAAAGGAGGCGCUAGCAUGUCUGCUAGUUCAGGGAUGAGUAUUUACGACGAGGCCCGUUUGGAGCCCCCCAGCCAGAGGAGACAGGAAGAGGUGGCAGCCCCGUCAGGAAAUUACAGCACCCCCUCCCACGGAAAGCUGUCAGAGUCCAACAGACACUCUCCCCCGCAGCUGGGCCCAAGCCGUGGCACGCCGCAACCUCCGACUCCGAGGUGGCCAAAACCUGUCACCGCCCCCAAGCCGAGCAGGAGUGCCUUUACUCGGAAGGAGCCGGUGCCUCUGCCCCCUGGGAAACAUGGUGGUCCUGGCAGUAAUGUGAACAACAACAACAAUAUUUGGGGAGUAGAAGGAGGAGGAGGGGGGAGGGAGUUGUACAGCAAAGUGUGUAAGCAGAAACCUCCACCUGCUAAUUCGUGGUACAGCCAGCACCACCAGCAGCCACUGAGAUCCCCUGAUAUCAUCUAUGACAACUUGGGAGAUAUUUGACAUCCUUCUUUUUCUACAGGGACUAAAAUAAAAUGUUUAUCCCCUUUGUGAAAAGAGGAGAAAUGUUAAUACAGAAAAGAUGAGGAUGAAAAGCAAGCUUUUGGUGGAUGCUGUUAUUCUUGCAGUUUUAGUAAGGACUAAGCACAUUUCUUCCAUCUCUGGACUGGACUGGAAUAAUUAUUUGAGACAGUCGAUUCAUUCGGAGUAGAUUAGCUCACAACGAAGAGAAAACCCCAUUACGGUUGCAUUUUGAAACAUGGAGUGCAACUUUUGUAGGGCCACCCUCUGUGUGUGUGUGUGUGUGUGUGUGUGUGUGUGUGUUUGAGAAAGAGAGAGAGUGUCUGCAUGGUCAAACCCAUAAUUGGAGUACCAAUCCACAGUGUGGUUGGAACCAGCCACUUCACUUGAACACACACACACACACACACACAGAAACCAUUUAGAUUUGCCAAAAAGAGCUCGGCCUACAGGCUUCACUUUAACAAGCUGAGAGAGCGGCUUGGCUCUUCUUUUAUAAAAUCUCUGCCGUGCCUAUGAAGUGACUGGGAAACAUGUUUUUGCACUGCUGCUUUUGUGUUUCUUUGCAAUAUGAGACAAUGUGACAGCAAGGAGUUAUUGUUUGACCGUUUUGGAGUAUCUCAGAGACUAGGACUUUACCAAAAGAAGCUGAUCUUUUUCUGUUUGUGUUUUCUGGGCUGAUUUGUCAUCCGGAAUCCCAAUAAAACAGGGAGAUUUAAAACAUUUUAAGACCAGAAAAAUAAUAUGCGAUGCAGUCGCAUCUUAAGAUUCACUAAAUGGAAAAACAUUGUUGCUACUAUUUUGAAAGAAGCAUGAAAAGUGGGACUUUAAGACCCCAUUUGGGUCUUGGAAACAGACAUGAAUGGGUCAUAAAGGGGUCAUGGGGUCACAUGGUCCAUUUGUGACUGUUAAGUUACAGAGACGACUUCCUGCACAAGAUAAUAUUAUUUGAAUCCUUUAUGUGUUUAUGUACAGACAAACUAAAUAUGAAACUAAUCAAUCCCUUGCAAUGUUUCAGUAUGUGUAUGUAUGUGUCAGAAACAGCUGUGCUGUCUGUAAAUAUAACUAAUAAUAAAAAUGGCUCCAAAAACUAAAAAUAUUUCUCCAUAGUGGAUCUGUACACUGUCCCCUAAUUGCUGCAUCACUACUUCCCCUCAGUGUGUUGGUUCCGUCAGGAGCCAAUCAGACACGGUUUUUAGUGUUUCAAAGACUUUCUGUUCUGGACCAACCAGUUCUGAACAGUGUGACCUCAUCCUCCACUUCCCUCCCUCUGCCACGCUCUGUUAUUGUUGUUUCAGUCGGUUUCCAACCACUUAAUCACACCGUUAAAGUUGAGCCUCAAAAAACAAAACAAAGACUUUCUUUCUUUCUUGUCUGUCCUCCUUCCCUUCUCCCUCUCUGCAUUAAUACUGUUGUUUGGUUGCUCUGGUGACAGUUAAUGGAGGCUGGUUUGUGUCGGACACGCUGUGCAUUUCAACUGCAGGGAGAUACCGUGAGAGGAGGGCAGGAAUACAAGAUGGAACGAGGGGAAAAAUGGGAAAAAACAGCUAAUUGACAUGUUAAAGAAAGGGGAACAUGUGGGUGUUUAUCCUGAGCUGAGGAUGGCGGAAGAGUGAGAAGAAAGGGACUUGAUGACGGAGAAAAGAGAUGAAAAAGAUGCUGACAUGAUGAAUGCUGGCUGGAUAAACCUGUAUGUGUCUGGUUGGCUUGCAUAACAGACAGAGCUGGGGAAGAAAAACAAAGAGAAAGAGCAACGACAAACUUCUGUCUUUCUCAUUAAACUCUGAGUGAACUCAUUGGAAAAAAGAAGCAUGGUCUCGGAAAGAGAACAGGAUCAAUCCAACAACAAGAGGCACUGAAACUAGGCUUCACACUAACCGGUGCUUUUUUGUGGAGGCUGGGCUGUGAGGUCUUUACAUGCUGGGAAACAAAUCUCCAUAAUUUUUCAAAGAUUAAAUAAAAAACUUUGCAUACACAGUUAAAGGUGGGGUAUGCCAUGACACACUUUGUUUAUUUUCCAUUUACAGAGCCAGGGCUGUGUACAAACCAAAAAAUCUUGAGAAGAUUCCACACCUGUCAGCUGCACUUCUGAAUGUAAAGCACCCUCAAGCUGAAACUCAGCUACAUUUCCUCAUUCUGUUUUAAGAUUGCUGUACAUGAAAUAUGAGACCUUUCUCUUGUGCACAUCUGACAAGGAUUCUUGUGCUCUGCCUUCAGACACACCUGAAACUGCCUGGUUUCCUCUUGUCUUUGACUCUGUAGACCACCGGCUUUUAUUUUUAGCUGUGCGUGGGCAAACCCAGUCAUGUGUGUCUGAAAGAGAGUUUCAUUCACUCUCUCUCGGUUCUCAGCGCUAUCUAAAGGAAAUGACAGUUGCCUUGAAAAUAAAAGGAAUGCAAAACCCUA
Siniperca chuatsi (mandarin fish) is the source of this 4814-nucleotide messenger RNA. It is a transcript of the gene dok1b, whose product is annotated as docking protein 1b. Gene Ontology annotation, biological process: cell surface receptor protein tyrosine kinase signaling pathway; positive regulation of MAPK cascade. The transcript is spliced from 7 exons. Gene Ontology annotation, cellular component: cytoplasm. The coding region runs from base 318 to 2390 and encodes 690 amino acids. NCBI's taxonomy places the organism in Eukaryota, Metazoa, Chordata, Actinopteri, Centrarchiformes, Sinipercidae. The record is from RefSeq and is a predicted model, not a curated record.